GAGCCGGGUCUGCUUCCUUGCAGGCCCCGUGGGCGGGCAGAGGUGUGCCCCUCAGUCUCCCCAGCAACCAGUGACACUGCCCGCGCCGGGCCGGCCACUGGCCGCCGGGGAGAGCGGGCCCGCAGCGUGACCCCCACCCCGCGGCGCCUCCCGCUCCCCGCUCGGCGGCCGCGCGCUCCGCCUGCCCCUUCCUGCUCUCGGAGUCCGGGAAGCGGGGCCGGCAGACCGGCCCAGUGGGAGCCGCGCGGUGUCCGAGGAGCCUGCCGCGACCGGCUUCUACCCCCCGCACAGACCCCUCUGUUUCUUUCAGGAGUACCAGCAUGGGGUGAGGUAUGGAAGAGGGACCUGGGGCCACUGGCCCCCAAGCACCAAACCUGCACUCCACAGCAGAGCCCCUCACACUCCACGUCAGUAACAAGAGGAAAUGGGCGCAACCCGUCCCACUCCGGUGGUGCUAGAGGAGCACAUGCCACGCAGGACACCUCCAGCAGGAGGGAGCAGAGCUUCAGAACCCGCAGCACAGAUCUGCUGUGCUGAGCCCUUUCACUCCGCCCUGUUUGUUUGUGUGUAAAGAUGAAGGCCCCGUCUGUGUGGGAACUUCAGAGUUCUGGGCGCUUGUGAUGAAGUUCCCUCUGGUAUAAGAAAAUGACUGCAGACCAUUUUGUCUGAGUUCUCUUCCUGAUCUGAAGGGUGCACUGGUAAUGCUGAUCUAAGCUAUUCCUAAUCGUCAGUGUCCUGACUGACUUGGCUGGGUAGACCCAUGGCCAGGUGAGGAGGCGAAGCCACAUUUAUGCUCUCAGCUGGAGGGCUGUGAAGCUGUGUGCCCCUAAGGCAGAUGCUGAGAGAACCUGUCAGGAACACCAUUUGAGAUAAGCAGAGCCCAGCAGAUCUGGCCCAGGCAGGGGCUUCUGGCUACUCCAGGUUCUCAUCCCCUGGCGUGGCAGCAGUGAGGAAAGUGUGCAGGUUUACAAAAGAGUGAACCUGAGAAUCAGAAGAGGCCCUGUCCUCCCAGCCUUGCCUGAAAGGGUGAGCACCACUGACUUGACAUGACUUUUUUUGUGAAUUUUCCUUCUUCCUUUAUAACACUGUCUUGGAUCCUGGGUUGCUUUCUCAAUCGGGGCCAUGUACUAGGUAGUUGUUUAUCAGGUGCUGUCCAAAGCCACAGAACAAUUCUGGGCAUUUCUCAAAUCCCUCCUCUUGCCCAGGCCUGAGUCCUUCCGUGACGUCAGGUGUGUGCCCUUUGCCAGGCUGUUGCUGCUUCUGCUGAGUGCAUUUGUGCUUUAGUACGUGGCCCUCUUUGUCCUUCCAGGCCCGACUGGGUUCACUGUUGAUGCUAAGGAAAUGGUGUCGGAGGGGCUGAUAGGCAGACUCAGGGUCUUCUCAGCACUCUGUCCCCCUCGUCUCCCAAUGCUUCCUUAGGUGGAGACACCCUACCUACCAGAAAACAGGCCGGGCAUUCCUGUUUCUUUCCUCUCCAGAGGUGUUGAGGGUUCGGUUCCUGCUCUGUACUAAGCUCCCCUUUGAAUCCAUACCUUCUUGUGCUCCAGGACAGAUGUGAUCCAUCCCACCUGCCCUUCCAGGGCUUAGCUGCAGAGUGAAGCUGGCCUCAGCUGCCUCUGGAAUAGAAGCAGCACCUGCAGGUGACAGAAGGAACUUUAGAAGACACAGUUCGAGGCCUGCCUGUCUUCGCUUUUAGGAAAAGUAAAACUUACCUGCGGAGCAAGGAGUGCGCUUCCCUGCAGGCUGCUCCUCACCAUGUUCCCUGCUUCAGGCACGGUGGCGGUGGGGAAACCCUACGCAUGCUGCGAGUGUGGAAAGAGCUUCCGCUACAGCUCAGUGCUGCUGCGGCACGAGCGUGCCCAUGGUGGUGACACCUGCUUCCGCUGCCUGGAGUGUGGCGAGCGCUGCGCUCAGGCUGCCGAACUCCGCGCUCACAGGCGGACCCACGCAGGUCAGACGCUCUACAUCUGCAGCGAGUGUGGCCAGAGCUUCCGCCACAGUGGGCGGCUCGACCUGCACCUGGGUGCGCACCGUCGGCGCAUUCGCGCCUACCCGUGCCGCCUGUGCGGUGGCCGCUUCCCUCACCUGUCCGCGCUGCUGCUGCAUCGCAGCCGCAGACACCCGCCCGAACGGCCUUGCCGCUGCCCACUGUGUGCUCGUACCUUCCGGCAGAGCGCACUGCGCUUCCACCAGGCGCGGGCGCACCCAACUGGGAACCCGGCUGCCCCCACCCCUGGCGCACCCCACCGCUGUGCACAGUGCCCGCGGGCCUUCCGCAGCAGCGCAGGGCUCCGCAGUCAUGCUCGUGUCCACUUGGUUCCAAGUCCUGGAGCCCGUAUGCCCCCGCAACCCCGGCCCACGGACGUCCACCAGUGUGCUGUGUGCGGCAAGACUUUCGGCAAGAGUUCCACGCUAACACGCCACCUCCAGACGCACUCAGGUGAAAAGCCUUUCAAGUGUCCGGAUUGCGGUAAGGGCUUCCUGGAGAGUGCCACCUUAGUGCGCCACCAGCGUACACACACGGGCGAGAAGCCCUAUGCCUGCAGCGACUGUGGACGUUGCUUCAGCGAGAGUUCCACGCUCCUGCGCCACCGGCGCAGCCACCGUGGUGAACGGCCACACGCAUGCACUACUUGCGGCAAGGGCUUUGGGCAGCGAUACGACCUGGUGGUUCACCAGCGCAUUCACACCGGGGAGAGGCCCUUCCCGUGCCCUGAGUGUGGCCGCGGCUUCAGCGACCGCUCGGACCUCACCAAACACCGGCGCACACACACUGGGGAGAAGCCCUAUGGCUGUGAGCUGUGCGGCAAGCGGUUCACGUGCGUGUCCAAUCUCAAUGUGCACCUGCGCAACCACGCAGGCCACAAGCCACACACAUGCCCUGAGUGUGGCAAGGCCUUCAGUGUCGCCUCCAAACUUGCACUGCACCGAAAGACACACCUGGGUGAGCGGCCAGCAAAGUGUGCCGAGUGUGGCAAAUGCUUCAGCCAUAGCCGGUCGCUGUCACAGCAUCAGCGGGCCCAUACACGAGCCCGUGCCUCAGCUGCUGUCCACCAGGCUGCAGGGAGCAUGGACCUGGCCCUUACUGGGCCAAUAGAACAGGAAAAGCCAGGGCUUGUGUCCCCGCUAAGGGAGACUUGCUGGGAUUUUUCAAAGGGGCCUGGGCUAGCAGCCAUACAGCACCAAGGGACAAAGGGCAACUCCCAGGUUGGGUCUUUUGCACUUCGGUUGGUGGCCCUUUGUUCCCCUGGACUGCCUUACCUCUGCGCCACUCCUUCCCCAUCCUCAACCCUCCAUUCUCCUGACCUCUCCCAGGAUAGGUGCAAGGAAUGGAGACAGACCCCACCAGUGUGCAGGGGUCCCCAUGCUGGGUGUCCUGUGGCUGGCCUGCGCCUGGCGCUUCCCUGCUGUGUGUAGUCUCUUCUCCCCCAUCUCCUGGUGCUUCCUGCAUCUCCAGCCUCCUUCCCCAGUGCUUUUGCUGCUGUGCCUCUUUAGGUAGGUCACUUGCCAGCUCUGUAGCCUUCUUGCCACUUUAGUUGCACCUGUUAGCAAUGAUUUCUCCCUCUGCUUGAAAGGUGGAGGUAGGAGCCCGGUUCAGUUGAAGGGUACCUCCAUGCCAGAUGAGACUGGACAGGACCCUCAGCAUGAUCACCUUCUGUCCCCUGAGCAAACUCGGGCUCCUCUUUAGGAGUGUUUUCCAGCUAGGUGGGGGACAUCUGCCCUGGCAAGACUAUGUGGGUCCACAAAGCUGAGUACAGCCAGGUGGAGUAUCAGAAUAUUUCCAAAUCAAACUUGGAACUGUGGGAAACAGAGGGGCAGGAUGGAGACUCCUGGAAUUAGCCAUUGAUUUCUGCUUAUGGUUGGUGAAAUAAAAGAGUUGUUUGGGUUUUGGAUGCCAAGAGCACCUUUAUCAAAUCUCAGGUUG
Molecule: messenger RNA, 3925 nt
Organism: Sciurus carolinensis (gray squirrel)
Lineage: Eukaryota; Metazoa; Chordata; Mammalia; Rodentia; Sciuridae
Product: zinc finger protein 672-like
Biological process (GO): negative regulation of transcription by RNA polymerase II; regulation of cytokine production; regulation of immune system process
Source: RefSeq, a predicted model, not a curated record